Messenger RNA from Pan troglodytes (chimpanzee), 2992 nucleotides. RefSeq names its product TSPY like 2 (gene TSPYL2). Gene Ontology annotation, cellular component: nucleus. The record is from RefSeq and is a predicted model, not a curated record. The transcript has 6 exons. Gene Ontology annotation, biological process: nucleosome assembly. Lineage: Eukaryota; Metazoa; Chordata; Mammalia; Primates; Hominidae. Bases 178 to 2391 code for a protein of 737 amino acids.
GAUUGGCGCGGAGGGAGUAGAGCGGGCGCUGUGGGAGGGAACGCCAGAGCGAGCUGGUGAGGAGAGCUGGUUGCGUGAGUCUCCUCAGCUCUGCUUACCGGUGCGACUAGCGGCAGCGACGCGGCUAAAAGCGAAGGGGCGAGUGCGAGUCCCCUGAGCUGUACGAACGCGGUCGCCAUGGACCGCCCAGAUGAGGGGCCUCCGGCCAAGACCCGCCGCCUGAGCAGCUCCGAGUCUCCACAGCGCGACCCGCCCCCGCCGCCGCCGCCGCCGCCGCUCCUCCGACUGCCGCUGCCUCCACCCCAGCAGCGCCCGAGGCUCCAGGAGGAAACGGAGGCGGCACAGGUGCUGGCCGAUAUGAGGGGGGUGGGACUGGGCCCCGCGCUGCCCCCGCCGCCUCCCUAUGUCAUUCUCGAGGAGGGGGGGAUCCGCGCAUACUUCACGCUCGGUGCUGAGUGUCCCGGCUGGGAUUCUACCAUCGAGUCGGGGUAUGGGGAGGCGCCCCCGCCCACGGAGAGCCUGGAAGCACUCCCCACUCCUGAGGCCUCGGGGGGGAGCCUGGAAAUCGAUUUUCAGGUUGUACAGUCGAGCAGUUUUGGUGGAGAGGGGGCCCUAGAAACCUGUAGCGCAGUGGGGUGGGCGCCCCAGAGGUUAGUUGACCCGAAGAGCAAGGAAGAGGCGAUCAUCAUAGUGGAGGAUGAGGAUGAGGAUGAGCGGGAGAGUAUGAGGAGCAGCAGGAGGCGGCGGCGGCGGCGGAGGAGGAAGCAGAGGAAGGUGAAGAGGGAAAGCAGAGAGAGAAAUGCCGAGAGGAUGGAGAGCAUCUUGCAGGCACUGGAGGAUAUUCAGCUGGAUCUGGAGGCAGUGAACAUCAAGGCAGGCAAAGCCUUCCUGCGUCUCAAGCGCAAGUUCAUCCAGAUGCGAAGACCCUUCCUGGAGCGCAGAGACCUCAUCAUCCAGCAUAUCCCAGGCUUCUGGGUCAAAGCAUUCCUCAACCACCCCAGAAUUUCAAUUUUGAUCAACCGACGUGAUGAAGACAUUUUCCGCUACUUGACCAAUCUGCAGGUCAGGCCAGAGAGACAUUUUUUAGUAGGAUCGGGCACGAAUCUGGUUCUUGGAGGUGACGGGAGGUGGGUGGGAAGGGCCGUGGUGUGUGUGGGGGGGGACAGAUUCCACCAUCACCCCCACCUGGAGCAGGUACAGGAUCUCAGACAUAUCUCCAUGGGCUACAAAAUGAAGCUGUACUUCCAGACUAACCCCUACUUCACAAACAUGGUGAUUGUCAAGGAGUUCCAGCGCAACCGCUCAGGCCGGCUGGUGUCUCACUCAACCCCAAUCCGCUGGCACCGGGGCCAGGAACCCCAGGCCCGUCGUCACGGGAACCAGGAUGCGAGCCACAGCUUCUUCAGCUGGUUCUCAAACCAUAGCCUCCCAGAGGCUGACAGGAUUGCUGAGAUUAUCAAGAAUGAUCUGUGGGUUAACCCUCUACGCUACUACCUGAGAGAAAGGGGCUCCAGGAUAAAGAGAAAGAAGCAAGAAAUGAAGAAACGUAAAACCAGGGGCAGAUGUGAGGUGGUGAUCAUGGAAGACGCCCCUGACUAUUAUGCAGUGGAAGACAUUUUCAGCGAAAUCUCAGACAUUGAUGAGACAAUUCAUGACAUCAAGAUCUCUGACUUCAUGGAGACCACCGACUACUUCGAGACCACUGACAACGAGAUAACUGACAUCAAUGAGAACAUCUGCGACAGCGAGAAUCCUGACCACAAUGAGGUCCCCAACAACGAGACCACUGAUAACAACGAGAGUGCUGAUGACCACGAAACCACUGACAACAAUGAGAGUGCAGAUGACAACAACGAGAAUCCUGAAGACAAUAACAAGAACACUGAUGACAACGAAGAGAACCCUAACAACAACGAGAACACUUACGGCAACAACUUCUUCAAAGGUGGCUUCUGGGGCAGCCAUGGCAACAACCAGGACAGCAGCGACAGUGACAAUGAAGCAGAUGAGGCCAGUGAUGAUGAAGAUAAUGAUGGCAACGAAGGUGACAAUGAGGGCAGUGAUGAUGAUGGCAAUGAAGGUGACAAUGAAGGCAGCGAUGAUGACGACAGAGACAUUGAGUACUAUGAGAAAGUUAUUGAAGACUUUGACAAGGAUCAGGCUGACUACGAGGACGUGAUAGAGAUCAUCUCAGACGAAUCAGUGGAAGAAGAGGGCAUUGAGGAAGGCAUCGAGCAAGAUGAGGACAUCUAUGAGGAAGGAAACUAUGAGGAGGAAGGAAGUGAAGAUGUCUGGGAAGAAGGGGAAGAUUCGGACGACUCUGACCUGGAGGAUGUGCUUCAGGUCCCAAACGGUUGGGCCAAUCCGGGGAAGAGGGGGAAAACCGGAUAAGGGUCUUCCCCUUUUGGGGAUCACCUCUCUGUAUCCCCCACCCCCUAUCCCAUUUGCCCUCCUCCUCAGCUAGGGCCACGCGGCCCCACAUUGCACUUCUGGGGGGUGACCGACUUCGUACACGGGUUUAAAGUUUAUUUUUAUGGUUUAGUCAUUGCAGAGUUCUAAUUUUGGGGGGAGGGAAAGGGGGCUAGUCCCCUUCUUUUGGCCCUCCGCCCCCGCAGGCUUCUGUGUGCUGCUAACUGUAUUUAUUGUGAUGCCUUGGUCAGGGCCCCUCUACCCACUUCUCCCAGUCAGUUGUGGCCCCAGCCCCUCUCCCUGUGCUGUGUGGAGUGGACACCCUGACCCCCGAAGCGGGGAGGGCCGCUGUGGCCUUCGUCACAGCCGCGCAGUGCCCAUGGAGGCGCUGCUGCCACCCUCCUCUCCCAAGUUCUUUCUCCAUCCCUCUCCUCUUCCCGCCGCGCCGCUAGCCCGCCUCGGUGUCUAUGCAAGGCCGCUUCGCCAUUGCGGUAUUCUUUGCGGUAUUCUUGUCCCCCUCCCCCAGAAGGCUCGCCUCUCCCCGUGGACCCUGUUAAUCCCAAUAAAAUUCUGAGCAAGUUCA